UCAACGGAAAUGUUUACAGUUCAUUAACUGAAAAGGUCCAUUCGGGUCCCUUUUAUAUGAGAUCUCGCAUCAUACUACUAUCUUCUUUUGUAUGGUUGGUUUACGUGUACGCUAUACUAUCCGAAUCACAAAAUUGAUUUAGCAAAUAUUGAAAAUUCCAAGAAUGGUAAAAUAUUUCUAUAAGAUUAUGAUACACUGCCUGUAAUUCCAAACCAAAUAUAGUAAAUAAUUAAAAUUAAAAUUUUGUACUGUCAAUAAUUUCCUCUUUUUGUACGAUACAAAGUUUGAAAAGUCAAAAAACAAGUUGUACUGUAGUACUAUAAUAUCGUUACUCUUAUCUCCACACAAACCCAAACAAAAGAGGAAUCUCAAUAAACGCGUAUAUCAAUAAAUAUCAAGCCAGCCCUCUUGUAACAUUGUUAUUCAUUCUCCUCUCAAAGCACCAUUACAAUAGAGCAAAUAACAAAGAAAGCAUGGAUCAUGGUAACAUGCAUGACAUGCCUCCACCAUCAACACCAUCCAUGAUGAACAAUGGAUCGAUGAACGGAGGAGGAGGACAUCACAAGAUGAUGAUGAUGCACAUGACUUUCUUUUGGGGCAAGAACACGGAGGUUCUCUUCUCCGGUUGGCCGGGAACAAGCUCCGGCAUGUAUGCUCUUUGUCUCAUCUUUGUCUUCUUCCUCGCCGUCAUCACUGAAUGGCUUGCUCACUCCUCUCUCCUCCGUGGCACCACCGGAGAUUCCGCUAACCCCGCCUCCGGACUCGUCCAAACCGCCGUGUACACCCUCCGCACUGGCCUCGCUUAUCUAGUCAUGCUCGCCGUCAUGUCGUUCAACGCCGGCGUGUUUCUAGCCGCCCUCGCCGGUCAUGCCAUCGGUUUCAUGUUGUUCGGAAGCCGAACUUUCAGAAAUCCCUCCGGCGACCAGAAAACUAACGAUCCUCCUGCCUCAGGUUGUGCUUGUUAAUUUUCAUAUAUGUACCGACUGAUGCAUACUUAUAUUUUUAAUCAAAGAUCUAGGGGUUGUAGUUUUCUUGAUUGUUCUUGAGGUUAAUGUGAGGAAUAUUUGUUUUGCUAUUACAAUUUUAUAUUUUCUAUUUGUUUUGCUUUACAAUUUUUAAUUCCUUCUUGUUAAUAUGAUUAAUGGCGACAGCUGAAUAUAUCAAUUUGCUAAGUUUGGACACCGGUUUGUUUUC
Molecule: messenger RNA, 1194 nt
Organism: Brassica rapa (field mustard)
Lineage: Eukaryota; Viridiplantae; Streptophyta; Magnoliopsida; Brassicales; Brassicaceae
Product: copper transporter 1
Biological process (GO): copper ion transmembrane transport
Cellular component (GO): plasma membrane
Molecular function (GO): copper ion transmembrane transporter activity
Source: RefSeq, a predicted model, not a curated record